AUGGCCGAGAUUUCAAAGAUGACUAUUCAGGGAAUAAGGUCUUUUUCCCCUCGCGAGGAGAAGACUAUCAAGUUCCUUAAACCACUUACAAUCAUUGUCGGUGAUAAUGGCUGCGGAAAAACAACAAUCAUUGAAUGUUUAAAAGCAGGCUGCACGGGAGAUUUGCCUCCAGAGUGCAAUAGGGGUCAGUUAUUCGUUACUGACCCUACUUUUUACCCAGGCAAAGAAGUAAAGGGACAAAUUAAACUGGAGUUGUCCUGUUUGGAUGAAAGCAAAGUUCAUUGCGUACGUUCGUAUACGGUAAGAGCUACUGGAACUAAGCUUGUUUUUCACUCGCUAGAUCAAACGGUAAAGAUUGUGGACAAGAAUGGAAACACAGCUGCGGAUAGCAAACGUGUAUCGGAUAUUAGUCAGCAGAUUCCAAGACUUUUGGGAAUGUCGCGAGCCAUUAUCAACAACGUGAUUUUCUGUCAUCAGGAAGAAUCGAACUGGCCCUUGUCAGACCGACUUGAGCUAAAGAAACGAUUCGAUUCGAUUUUCGAAAGUACGUAUUACACAAAAUCGCUCGAAGCCCUGAAAAAGGAGCGAAAAGAAAAGGUUUCAACCCGCGGGGGAAAGUAA
Blastocystis hominis is the source of this 621-nucleotide messenger RNA. RefSeq lists its product as hypothetical. The transcript is spliced from 5 exons. Gene Ontology annotation, molecular function: single-stranded telomeric DNA binding; double-stranded telomeric DNA binding; G-quadruplex DNA binding. NCBI's taxonomy places the organism in Eukaryota, Bigyra, Opalinata, Blastocystidae. Bases 1 to 621 code for a protein of 206 amino acids. Gene Ontology annotation, biological process: telomere maintenance via recombination; double-strand break repair; telomere maintenance via telomerase. The record is from RefSeq and is a predicted model, not a curated record. Gene Ontology annotation, cellular component: Mre11 complex; condensed nuclear chromosome.